Messenger RNA from Rana temporaria (common frog), 1445 nucleotides. RefSeq names its product histone deacetylase 8 (gene HDAC8). The record is from RefSeq and is a predicted model, not a curated record. The transcript has 11 exons. Gene Ontology annotation, molecular function: histone deacetylase activity. The coding region runs from base 167 to 1276 and encodes 369 amino acids. NCBI's taxonomy places the organism in Eukaryota, Metazoa, Chordata, Amphibia, Anura, Ranidae.
CACGCCCAUGAGAUCGAAGACUUUGCGUGUACUCUCCGCCCACCUUCCCUGUCCCGCUCACUUUAGUGUAAACACAGAUUUAUGUGUAUAUGCUCCACCCCUUCUCCUCACAACGUCACGUCCGGUGGAUAGGAGGAACUAGCUGCUACCAUUGUGUUAUCUCCUCAUGGAAGAGAGAAUUCCUCCGGUCUACAUCUACAGCCGGGAAUAUGCGACUCUGUGCGACAGUGUGCAGAGCAAAGUGCCGAGACGGGCCAGUAUGGUGCACUCCCUGAUAGAAGCCUAUGGACUCCUCCGUCACAUGAGGGUUGUAAAGCCGCGGGUCGCCACCAUGGAGGAAAUGGCGACUUUCCACACCGAUUCCUAUCUGGAGCACCUUCGGAAGGUCAGCGAGGAAGGUGAUAACGAUGAUCCGGAGACUCUUGAAUAUGGCCUUGGUUAUGACUGCCCAAUCACUGAAGGUAUCUAUGAUUAUGCAGCUGCUGUGGGAGGAGCCACGAUAACUGCAGUUGAACAGCUAUUGGAAGGCAAAGCCCGUAUUGCUAUUAACUGGCCAGGAGGGUGGCACCAUGCUAAGAAAGACGAAGCUUCUGGAUUUUGUUACCUGAACGAUGCAGUAUUGGGGAUUCUGAAACUGCGACAGAAAUAUGAGAGAGUCCUGUAUAUAGAUCUGGAUUUACAUCACGGAGACGGAGUUGAAGAUGCGUUCAGUUUCACCACUAAAGUCAUGACGGUUUCCCUGCACAAAUUUUCACCGGGAUUCUUCCCUGGGACGGGUGAUGUUGUAGACGUUGGACUGGGCAAAGGGCGAUACUACAGUGUUAAUGUUCCUUUAGAAGACGGAAUAUCGGAUGUUAAAUAUUAUCAGAUCUGUGAAAGUGUUCUGAAGGAAGUGUUUGCGGCAUUUAACCCUCUUGCUGUUGUCCUGCAACUGGGAGCCGAUACCAUUGCUGGGGACCCAAUGUGCAGCUUUAAUAUGACCCCAGAGGGAAUUGGAAAGUGCCUGAAGUAUGUGUUACAGUGGCAGCUCCCUACACUCUUACUCGGAGGCGGAGGAUAUAAUCUCCCCAACACCGCCCGUUGUUGGACUUAUCUGACUUCAGUCUUGCUAGGACGGACGUUAUCAUCUGAAAUCCCAGACCACGAGUUCUUCACAGAUUACGGUCCAGAUUAUGUUCUAGAGAUCACACCGAGCUGCCGGCCUGAUCGUAAUGAUGCUCAGAAAGUACAGGAGAUCCUGGGGUCAAUAAAAGGUAACUUGAAGCACGUGGUUUAACGGGUUUCCGCCACAAGCUUCAUCAGUGGAGAGAAUAAAGCUGCACACAAGUCUGUGCCAUGGUAGCGCUUCUAUCUAUCAUUUGACUGACUUCUGUGACCAAUGUAUGAUAUUUAAACAUUUUGCCUUUAAAGAUUGUUUUUAUAUAUUAAAAUUUUUAAAAGACUUA